UUGGGGCUGGCGGGGCGUGUCCGGCUGUGGCAUGAGCACCGCUAUGGGAGACCCUGGCUUGGAAAGCGACUUUGCAGCCUUGGAUGGGGAAGGGCUGGAUGCUGGGUGGGUGCUGAUAGAGAAGAAUGGAAGAAUGACAGGUUCAGGUGAAUUAAGGAGGGAUGGUUGACUCAGUGGCUGAGACAUCAGAGACAGGUAUUCCCAGCCUCAGGCGCUGUCCUAAGCCCAGCAGGUACUGACCCUUGAUGGUCACCUCACCCUAUGAGGGAGCUGAGGCCUGGGGAACCCAAGGGGCUCGUCCAGGACCCAGAGCCAGGGGAAGGAGGAACCGGGUCUUAAACCCAGGCAGCUCACUCCAGAACCAACUCAACCUCUGUUACAGAAAAUGCCCCACCCCACCCAUUGACAGUUGGGGAAACUGAGGCCUCAGUAGGUGAAGGGCCUGACCCAAGCACCAAGGCACACAGACGCCCAGGCUUGACCCUGGCUCCAUACUCCCAUCCAGCCCCUGCCGCUGCCUCACCCCUCUGCUACCCUCGGGAGACUCUGCCCUCUGCAUCCCACCCCCAGGGGCUUGGGCAGGGGCUUGGGAGGAGAGGGUGACCUCAGGGAGCGACCUGGGCUUUCCAAGCCUCUCCCAGAGCAGCCUCUCUCUCACACAAGGCCAGAAGGCAGGUGGGGGCUGAUGGCUUUCCCAGCAGAAGGCCAAGGGUUGGGCCCCCAACAGCUCCGGAAAGCUCUCCACUGGACACCAGCAGGAACAGCACUGCAGACGGAACAGCAGGGGCAAAGACCCGAGGUGAUAGUGAGGGAGGCCUUGGGCCCAGCAAGUGCACUGCUGAGUGUGGGUGAGGAGGAGCCCCAGAGGUCCUGGAGGGAAACAACAGUCCCUGGCCUGGCGCCUGGAGCCGGGACCCGUGUGAGGCCCAUUGUUUGAGGCUGGAGCUGGUGGGGGCCACUGGGAAGCCCACGGCAAUGCCCUUCAUCCCACUUAUCGCAGCUCCAGAGUGCUGCGCGAGGAGUCGGGGACACAGCAGCGUCGGCGAGAUGAAGGUGCUCAGGACUCUCCUACUUGCCCUUUUGCUGUGCGGACAGCCAGGAAGAGGGCAGGCACAGCAGGAGGACGAGGACGAGGACGAGGACGAGGACCACAGGCCAGAUAACUACGACGAGGAAGAUGAGGACGAGGUGGAAGAGGAGGAGACCAACAGGCUCCCUGGUGGCAGGGGCAGAGUGCUGCUGUGGUGCUAUACCUGCCAGUCCCUGUCCAGGGACGAGCACUGCAACCUGACGCGGAGCUGCUCACAUGGCCAGGCUUGCACAACCCUCAUUGCCCACGGGAACACCGAGUCAGGCCUCCUGACCACCCACUCCGCGUGGUGUACAGACAACUGCCAACCCAUCACCAAGACGGUCGAGGGGACCCAGGUGACCACAACCUGCUGCCAGUUCAACCUGUGCAAUGUCCCACCCUGGCAGAGCUCCCGAGUCCAGGACCCACCAGGCAAGGGGGCAGGCGGCCCCCGCGGCAGCUGCGAAACUGCAGGCACAGCCCUCCUGCUCAACCUCCUCGCUGGCCUUGGAGCAAUGGGGGCCGGGAGACCCUGACCCGCGGCCCUCACCCCCACCCAACUCACCCCCCGCCCUGCCAGCACUCUGUUUGGUACCUUCCCCUCCUGCCCCUGCACCAGCUUUGGAGAAUGAAUUUGGAGCGUCUUGGGCGAUCCAGCCAGCACAGCCCCGCCGGCCCGGUUGCUUCCUCAGUUCCCGGCUUUGCCCUUGGUUUCCUCUCCCCACCGCCUGUGAGUGGCAGGACGUGGGCGCUGGGUCCAGACCUUGGCCACCACGCCCCAGGGCCUGCAAUCCUCAUGGGGGUUGGGGAUCCCCACCAGCACAGCCAGGCAGAGAUGACACCCACCCCAUGCCUGGGGGCCCCCACACCCAAUCCUCACCCUUAACUUCUGCCACAGGAAUUCCUCCAUCUGCAGCGGCCACAUCGGCCCGCCCUGCCUUUCCCCAGGUCGGCCUCCCGGCUGUCUGGAGGGAAGAGGCCUUGGAGGGAGGCUAUAGUCACCCCUAGGAAAGACGGGCCUGGGGGAGGCGGGAUAGUGGGGGAGGCGGGCUGAGGAUGAGAGGCACAGGGAGGCGGGUCGGGGUGAGGCCACAUGCAGAGGGGCAGUGCGGGGCUGGGGGACAGGCACCAAGUAUGGAGAGGAUGGGGCCAGCGGAGCCUGUCUGGCUAUGGCGUGAGCACUGCCUUGCAGCCUUGGAUGGGGAAGGGCCGGAUGCUGGGUGGGUGCCUGUCACCUUGAAGUGACCAUCAAGGGUCAGUACCUACUGGGCUUAGGACAGCACCUGAGGCUGGGAAUACCUGUCUCUGCUCUAGCAGAGGCUGGAGCAGGCUAGAGCAAUGGAGGAGUGAAGUUGAUGAAAGGAGAGGAGUAGAUGAGAUGAAAUUUUUCCAGCCUCAUCCUUGCCUGCCCUCUAGACUCCGGCCCCCAGGCCCUCAGCCUGGUGGGUGUCAUGGAGGAGUCUGGGGGUGUCAGACAGGCUACCCUGUGCUAGGGAGGGGGCAAAUGGGCCUUCAGCUUCCUGCAGAAGCAGCAGGACUGGGUAACAGAGCCGGGAAGGUGGGCGGCUCAUUAUUGGGGGGGGUCCCCAGGGUCCUCUGGCAGGGCUGGUGACUGCUCUAAGCCCUGCCUUCACCAGCAGCUGGUGCCAGGACAGAGCUCUGGGACAGCAGGCAGAGGCCCAGCCUGGGCCACAGCUCAGCCACUGACUUGGGUAUCAGUUUCCCCUUCUGAGAAGAACAGAGUGAGACUUAAAGAACCCCUAAUCCCCACCAGUUCAACACUCCAUGAACUGGGAAGCCCAGAGUCCUGUCCUGCCUGCCGAGUUCAUCCCGGCGGGCAGUGGGAGGCCUCCGCUAACUGUUCUCUCCUUUUCCUUAGUAAGAAAACCCACAAUGCCUAGCUGGGGGUCAGAAGGUAAAUGCCCUAGAUGGUGAGGUCACGUCUUUCUCCUUCCCCUUCCUCCUUCCUGCUGGCUGAAGUGAUGACUGGAGCUCAGCAACCACUUUGCACAAAACCACUUUGCACCAUGAGGCAGCACUGAGCACAGCAGGGCAGUGUGAUGAGAGGGGCCUGGCUUGCUGCUGACAGAAGGCACUGCCUACCUCAGGGUGCCCUUGUCUGGGAGGGAAAUAAAUGUCUGCUGUGUUGAAGCUA
Molecule: messenger RNA, 3227 nt
Organism: Chlorocebus sabaeus (green monkey)
Lineage: Eukaryota; Metazoa; Chordata; Mammalia; Primates; Cercopithecidae
Source: RefSeq, a predicted model, not a curated record